Penicilliopsis zonata CBS 506.65 is the source of this 7878-nucleotide messenger RNA. RefSeq lists its product as hypothetical. The transcript has a single exon. The coding region runs from base 1 to 7878 and encodes 2625 amino acids. Gene Ontology annotation, cellular component: 90S preribosome; nucleolus; small-subunit processome. NCBI's taxonomy places the organism in Eukaryota, Fungi, Ascomycota, Eurotiomycetes, Eurotiales, Aspergillaceae. The record is from RefSeq and is a predicted model, not a curated record.
AUGAUGCCGGCAGCGUCCUCGGGCUCGCGGGGCAAGCCCGUGAAGCGCGUCAAGUCAGGAACAGAGACGACAAAAUCGCAUCGGUUCGAGCCGUUCACUCAACGCAUCGCGAAACUGAAGAUCGACCCAAUCCACCGCGUCCGCCGGCCGAGUUUUGGAGAGGAUGCAGACGAGACUUCGUCGCAUUUCCGGUCGGCGUACGAUCACUGGGUCGAGCUCAAUCUGUCGGAGAACUUCGUCGCUUUUGCACGUCGGGUGAACCCGCUGUCGGAGAGUCUCGCGCAGAUUCUAUACCAUGAGGAGAAAAUUAUGGCGUUGCUGAUGGAGUUCAUCGAAAAGAGGGAUCCCUUGUGUAUGGAGCCACUGUUGACGCUUCUGGCGCAAUUUGCAAGGGAUUUGGGCGUCCGAUUCGAGAGGCACUUCGCCGCGGCGGUCACGCUCGUGGCGUCUGUCGCCGCGACUCACAGCGAUGUCGAGGUGGUGGAAUGGAGUUUCACCUGUCUCGCAUGGAUCUUCAAGUUUCUUUCACGCCUUCUGGUGCCGGACUUGACACAACUGCUCGGAAUCAUGACGCCCUAUCUGGGUAAGGAGAAGCAAAAAACCUUCGUUGCACGAUUUGCCGCCGAGUCGAUGUCCUUCCUGAUCCGUAAGGCGGCCUUGGUCUACCAUAAGAACAAGGUGCCCCUCGAGCGCGCCGUGUCAUUCCUCCUGCGUGAUUUACGAGAAACAGCAGAUGUCAAGGAUGUGCAUCUAUACAAGGCUGGGCUCAUGGCUAUGUUCUCGGAUGCCAUGCGUGGUAUCAAGGGUGCGUUGCAUUCGAAUGCUACAGAUAUUCUCGGUUGCCUCCUGGCGAGUGCUCCUUCGGAUGACGGCCAGCAGUUUGAUCUGGCAGUGGAGGUUGUUAGUGGCAUUAUUAUCAACACCAUUCAUAAUACACCCGCCACUACCUUCGCUCCUAUCCUGGAAUCGACUCGACACUACAUCGAGUCCCAGACCAAAAAGGCAAAGAAGCAACAGAUCGAGCUCGGCUGCCGUCUGAUGUUCGUGAUUAUCGGCACUCGGAAGGGCACAAGAGUCCGGGAUUGGAAGACUGUACAUGAGACCCUCUUGCUCCUGCUGCGCAAGGCUGCCACUGCCAUUGAGGCGUUCGAUAGAGCCUUGCCUCAGCUACUGACUACUAUUGCAUACGCCCUCCAAGUAUCUCCAAUGGACGAAAUGCUGCCAUUCAUGCGUCCAAUCAUGGAUGCUGUGGCUAAUGACAAGUUCUCGUCCCAUUUUCUCUCUUUCUGCGCGACCUUCUCAGAAUGGGGGUCUGAGAGAUUCCAUAACGUUGUUCUCCCAUAUUUCCAAAAGUUUAUCAAUGCUUCAUGGGAACAAAACGAGUAUGGGAUCUGCCUUACGUUACUGCGCUUGAAUCAAGCCGGUUGUAUAUCUUCUGAGCCGACAAAGCCCGGUUAUAUUACAUGCCCGCCAACAUGGAAGUCCCAUAUCAAAAGUCGGUUGAGUGCAACCCCUGGUUCAGGUCCAGCGGAGAUCGCUCUGAUCAAUGCAUACUCGAAGCUUCCCCAAGCUUUGGCCUUGCAUACUGACCCUUCUCUUAUCCCUGACCUGGUGCGCCAUCUGCACGAACAGCUUCUCGUUGCAUUUAAGAGCGAGGAAAGUCUAUCUGAUAGCAGCAAAGUAUUCUUCCAUGGGCAGGGAUUCAAGACCUACGUCGAAUUGGCUGUCCAAUCCGGGGAUCUUGAUACGACACUCUGGGGCUCCAUUACACUCGCUGCGGCAAAUUAUUCUCGCCUCCCUCUCUUCCUUGAUGGAGUCCUCACAUAUAUCUCUGCGUGUACCGAAGGCAUCAAUAUCCAGGAAUCAUCCAUCGAAGAGUUCGCCAACAGCCUCAUCACAAAUCUCGCGGGGCCGUCCCAUCAAUCACGAUUGCUAUCGCUGAAAAUUCUUCGAGAGCUUAUUGUUCGGGUACACAAAGAGGACCCUGAGCCUGUUGACCUUGCAAUCGAGGUCGAAGAAAGCCCGUUGACCUUGCAAUCGCACCGAACACUUGCGAUGCAUGUUCGCAAACUUGCAAUUCUGUACCCUCAAGUCUCCUCUCGCAAAUGGAUGGCCACACUGAUCCCCCAUUUCUGUUUCGGAUUGUUCUCUAAAAAGAUGACACCUCUCUGGGAUGAUGCCGCUGCUGCUUUGAAGUCGAUCAGCGAGCAUACCGCUGGGGAGAAGCUCGUCUCGGACAUGGCAAUCCAAUGGCUUCAAGAAACGUCGACUGGUCUUGCAAAUGACGAAACAGCCGACAACAACAGCAAUAAUUAUGUAUCUGGAUAUUUUGAGUGUUUCAAUCUUGCCAAAGUCGAAGAUAUCCAGUCCACAUUUUUCCAGAGCGGCAAUGACCCUGCUACAACCCUGACUCAAGAUUUCGAGAAAGAACACACCUUUACACAGAUUCUACCUGCAUCGCCUCGCACUCAAGCACUGUGCGUCCUCAAUGCAGCACCCGCUAUAGCUGAGAAGCGCUCUCGGCAGAUUGUCCCCCUGUUUCUCUCUUGGGCAUUGCGGGAGGAUGAGGAUGACAGCACCGAUCUCAAGGAUGGAACCCAUGUUACCUGGGGGUUCAGAGAUCGCAUGGCAAUGCUCACGCUGUUUGGUCAAUUUAUCAAUCCCAAAGUUCUUUUCAAAGCGCCCGAGGUGCACGAAGCACUCCUCGGGCUCUUGAGUCACGGAAAUUCCGAGAUGCAAAAGCAUGCUCUGAAAGCCAUUUUUACUUGGAAGUCAGCAAGUAUUUCUCCCUAUCAGGAGAAUCUGUUGAACAUCCUCGACGAGUCGAGGUUCAGGGAUGAACUGGCCGUUUUCGUACAUACCGGCAGAGAGGACAGUGUUAUUGAGGAGGGUCAUAAGGCAGAAUUGCUUCCAGUACUUCUUAGGCUUCUUUACGGCCGAAUGAUCUCCAAGGCAGGCUCCAAUGCUGGCCAAGCAGGCCAGACUGGACGGCGGAAAGCCAUUCUCAGGACAUUGUCUCUCUUGUCUGAUGAGGACUUUGAGCUUUUCAUGCAGAUAUCCUUAGGCCCGUUUGCAAACAUUCGUUUGGUUCAGGACGCUAAGCUGGUAGAGCAAUGUUUCUCGCAGGAAAUCGCAAGUCCCAGAAGACAGACUGGUAUGUUGAAGUUGAUCGAGACUGUUUUUGAGACCCUCAAGACCCGCAUGCUUCCAUACGCCCAACAGGCAAUGGAUGCUACAGUUUACUGUCUUGUACGAGCAUGCCGCGCCAUCGAGAAAGCACAGUCAGCAGAAUCAUCUGAUCAUCAAGAUGAUAAGAUGCUGAACAUCUUGAAAAGUGUUCGCCAGUCAUCCAUUCAUUGCCUGGAUCUGAUAUUCUCUAUUUCACCCGGCCAGGACUGGACGCCGUAUCUCCAAACUAUUUUCACAGAAGCGAUCGAUCCGAGAAUGGAAAAUUUUGCCAUUGAAACUGCACAGGGAAUCUCGGGUCUUUUACGACUCUUUCAUACCUGGGCUUCUGCGCCUAGCUCAUCCUUCUACCUUGUUAGAUUUAACAAGGCUCUCCUCACCAAGGUUACCGAUUGUCUUGGAGUAGAAUCUGCUCGAGAUGAAGUCAAGAUUUUCGUCAUGGAUGAGAUCCUGGUUCCAAUUGUCGGGCUCGCUAGCGGGAAGAGGCUACAGGAGCAAGAAGAAAUGGCAGACUUCUCUGCUGAGGAGAUCCGCACCGAAGUCUUGUCUCCCUAUGUCGAGCAUAUUCUCUUCCACCUAAGUCGCUUGCUCAAGCGUGGCCCUUCGCGACCUCUCCUUGUCUCUGGUGUAGAGACCUUAUCUCUCGUGGCUCCUUGUGUGGAAUCCUCCCAGGAGACUUUCAGUUUGAUCAGCAUCACGACAUACCUCCUUCGUCAGCCUGCAGAUCGAGUUUCGCCCAAGACUAAAUCUGGCCUUUUGCGUAUUCUGGAACACUUUCUACCUCUGUACGAUACUAGCGCCGAUGUCUCGCUUACGGAGCAAGUAUUCGAUGCUGUUUCCUCCAUGUUUGAUUAUUUCAGAGAUGAGGUCAAUCGCGAGGUUCUUUCCAGGGUGUUCACUGCCUUUGCAAAGCAUGAUUCUAAACUUGUCGAGCCUGCAUCUUUGUGCGAAGACUUGAAUUCCAGAUCGGUAAAGAAGCUUGGACUGGAUUAUGAGCGACGCCUCCAGGCUUUCAGAAAGAUCAAUGAGGGUCUUUGGGAAGGGUUCAGUGCUCAGCAGUGGCGGCCUCUGCUUUACAAUAUGCUGUAUCAUGUCAAAGACGAGGAGGAACUUGCCAUACGAUCUAGCGCCUCGUUUGGGUUGAGACGGUUUAUGGAGAGAGCUGUGCUUCCCACAGCUAAUGAUUCCGAAGACUUUGAGAGUCUUGUCCAGGAUGUUCUGUUCCCUGCUCUUCAGCAGGGGAUGCGACAAAAGUCAGAGCUCAUUCGGGUGGAAUUUGUCACUGUCCUCGGAUACUUCGUCAAGAUUAACCCAACGAGAGUAGCUAUACAGGAUAUGCAUGUCCUGUUGGUUGGAGAUGACGAAGAAGCGUCGUUCUUCACCAAUGUUCUUCAUAUCCAACAGCACCGCCGGCUGCGGGCGCUGCGCCGCCUAGCUAGCGAGGCAUCCCAGGGCAGACUUCAAGCCUCGAACAUCAGUAACAUCUUCAUCCCUCUCAUCGAGCACUUUGUAUUUGAUCAAGAAGCAGACGAGAGCGCCCAUAAUCUUGUCGCCGAAGCAGUCAAUACCAUUGGCUCUCUUGGGGAGUGGUUGGACUGGAACCAAUUCCGAAACACUUUCCGCAGAUAUCGUGGUUACAUGCAGAGCAAGCCUGAUUUGGAGAAGAAUGUCAUCAGGCUUCUCGGCAAGAUGUCGGAUGCCCUUUCCAACGCUAUGGUCAAGUUCAAAGCAUCAUCGGGUGCUGAUGCUGCUGGUGAUGGAGAAGACGCGAUGGAGGUCGUGGAAACCGAUGCGCCGACAGAAUCUACUCUUGCCAAAUCGAUCCCUUCGACAGAGAAAGUCGUCAAGGAACUCACCUCCCAUUUCAUCCCAUUUUUGACGGAAUUCAUUCAUCACAAGGAGGAAUCAGCAAUGAGCCUGCGCUUGCCAGCUGCGGUCACUACUGUCAAACUUCUCAAACUUCUUCCCGAGGAUGAGAUGGGUAUUCGGCUGCAGCCGGUCCUACUAGACGUUUGCAGUGUUCUCAAGAGUCGAGUACAAGAAACCCGAGACACAGCGCGAAAGACUCUUAGCGACAUCGCCAUCAUCUUAGGCCCGGGGUAUUUCAGCUACAUUCUGAAAGAGCUCCGCAAUACUUUGGCACGAGGCUACCAGCUCCAUGUACUCUCUUUUACCGUCCACUCGAUUCUUGUCGCUACCACAGACGACUUCAAACAGGGAGAUUUGGAUUACUGUUUAGCGGAUCUGACCGCCGUUGUCAUGGAUGAUAUCUUUGGCGCUACCGGCCAAGAGAAGGAUGCCGAGGAAUAUGUGAGCAAGAUGAAGGAAGUGAAGAGCAGCAAGAGUUACGAUUCUAUGGAGUUGCUGGCAAAGAAUGCAACCGUGCGAUACUUGUCUCACUUGAUCCGCCCAUUGCAGGCCCUGCUUCGUGAAAAGCUCACCUCAAAUAUUAUCAAAAAGGCAGAUGAACUACUGAGGAGAAUUGGAAUCGGUCUUUUGAGAAACCCGGGCGCCGAGAGCAGAGAUCUGCUUGUGUUCUGCUACGAAGUGAUCAAGGAGUCCUAUCAGGACCCGAACAAUGCGGAGGCGCAAACUAAGUUAACAGCAGCAGAGGAGCGUUUCUUGAUAAAACUGAGAGGACCGAAACGAGGCCAAAGUCGAGGCUCGACCACGUCGUAUGCUUACAAACUGACACGUUUCUCCCUUGAUGUUCUUCGAUCGAUUUUGAACAAGUUCGACUCUCUUCUUACAGCAAACAAUGUGGCCGGUUUCCUUCCCAUAAUUGGUGAUUCCAUGGUUCAGGCACUUGAGGAGGUGAAGAUCUCUGCUCUCCGAUUAUUGUCAACUAUCAUCAAGCUUCCGUUGGCUGAGAUUGACAAUAAUUCUCAUGUCUAUCUUACGGAGGCUGUUAAGAUGAUCAAAGAAGCCCCUAGCACGAAUACGGAAGGUGCCCAGGCAUCGCUGAAGCUGAUCGCGGCCAUGAUUCGCGAAAGGAAGAGUACGCAGCUUAGAGACGGACAUCUGGCCUACCUUCUCAAGCGCCUGGCAUCGGAUAUCGAAGAGCCGGACCGACAGGGGGUGACAUUCAAUUUCAUCCGGGCUGUCAUGGCUCGGAAGUUUGUCGUUCCGGAAAUGUAUGAGCUGGCAGACAAUAUCGCCGCUAUGAUGGUCACAAACCAAACACGCUCGGCGAGAGACCUAGCGCGUGGUGUAUACAUUCACUUCUUGAUUGAAUACCCGCAGGCUAAGAACCGCUGGACUAAACAACUAAGCUUCCUGGCCAAGAACCUGGAGUAUAAGCAUCCGGAAGGACGCCAGUCUGUGAUGGAAGCAUUGCACAUGCUCCUAGCCAAGACCGGUCCGGAAUUGGCGCAAGAUAUCGUUGGGACAUUUUUCUUACCCAUUGUUCUUGUCAUGGCCAACGAUGACGCUCCGGAGUGUAGGGAAAUGGCCGGUGCUUUGCUUGGAGAGCUUUACAACAGAGCAGACAAGGAGCAAAUGAAGACUGUCCUCCGACCUCUUCAUUCGUGGCUGGAACAGACAGAUAAUAUGUUACUGUGCAGGACUGGGUUACAAGCGAUGCGAAUUUAUUUCGAGGCGGAAGGAACAGAGAAGGAGAAAGAGGCCCGCUUCGUGAUAGGAGUGCUCCCGCAAUUGAUGAAGCCUCUGUUGAAAGACCAGGAAAACGAGGAUUGGGAGACACUGUACUUUUCCCUCCAGCUCUUUACAAGGCUGUGUCGGAGCAUGUCUUCCAUCGCGCUGUCCAAGGAGUGCGAGGGCAUUUGGGCCGAUAUCCUCGAAUCGCUGUUCUACCCUCAUGCCUGGGUCAAGACGUGUGCUGCAAAUCUGGUUGGCAUGUGGCUUGCGGAUUUGGCCAAGUCAAAUGCCGCACAAGGCUAUGGCUCUCUCCCUCUGGCUGGAGCCGCAGGACUGGAACUUGACAGGGACUCGAUGAUCCAACUCAUCCGCGCCAGUGUGCGCUGCUUGCGUACUCCAGGCGUCAGUGAAGAGCUCGCAGUGCAGACCAUCCGUAAUAUCGUCUUCCUCGGCCGUUGCUGUGCCCAGAACGACCUGCAAUUUUCAAAGGCGGGAGCUGAUGAUACAGCUCAAGAUUCUGACCUGGAUGAAAGUGACAGCGACGAUGAGGAUAAGCAAGAGACUGUCAACGAAGAAGCUGACAGCCUCUCAAAGCCUGCUACGCAGUACAUCUUUGAACAAAUCUCCUCGAUCCUUCGCCGGGAGAUCAUUUCUACUCGUGCGGAGACUCUAAUCCCCAAGACCGCAUCCAUGACUCUGCUCGCAGCUCUGUGUCGCCAUCUAGAGACCGAUCAGAUCCGUCCAUCCCUCCCAGUCAUUCUUCUUCCCCUACUGCAUUUCACCGAUGCAUCGAUCCCCCCGCCGCGAUCGUCAGAUGAAGCUUUCCAGAACGGGUACAAAGCUCUGGUCAGCAACAGCCAUGAGGUGUUAGAUCUCAUCCAGAAGAAACUCGGCACCACCGAAUAUGUGACGCAGAUGACGCUCGUCAACGACGCGAUUAAGGAGCGCCGUGAAGGGAGACGGGUCAAAAGACGCAUCGAGGCGGUUGCCGACCCGGAGAGAUACGGCCGGGACAAGAAGAGGAGGAAUGACAGGAAGCGUGAGAAGAGAAAAGAAAAGGGGAUGGAGCAUCGUGGCAAGAGACGCGGAUGGUAA